CUGUCACCGCCCCCCGGCGGCUCCCCACAGGGACGGGCCGGAGCGGCCGCUGCCGCCGCCGCGGGUGCUUGGGCCGGGUCAGUGCUCCCUCCCCUAUUGAAGAUGAACAUUAUGGACUUCAACGUGAAGAAGCUGGCAGCUGACGCGGGCACCUUCCUGAGCCGCGCCGUGCAGUUCACAGAAGAAAAACUUGGUCAAGCAGAGAAGACUGAACUGGAUGCUCACCUGGAGAACCUUCUCAGCAAAGCAGAAUGCACUAAGUUGUGGACAGAAAAAAUAAUGAAACAAACAGAAGUAUUAUUGCAGCCAAAUCCAAAUGCCAGAAUAGAAGAAUUUGUCUAUGAGAAGCUGGACCGCAAAGCACCAAGUCGCAUGAAUAAUCCAGAGUUACUAGGCCAGUAUAUGAUUGAUGCUGGGAAUGAAUUUGGUCCAGGAACAGCCUAUGGAAAUGCACUCAUUAAAUGUGGAGAAACACAAAAGCGAAUUGGGACAGCAGACAGAGAACUAAUUCAAACUUCUGCUAUAAACUUUCUCACUCCCCUAAGAAACUUUAUUGAAGGAGACUAUAAAACUAUUACUAAAGAACGUAAACUAUUACAAAAUAAAAGACUAGAUUUGGAUGCAGCAAAAACCAGAUUGAAGAAGGCAAAAGUUGCAGAAGCUCGAGCUGCAUCUGAACAGGAAGUACGAAUUACUCAGAGUGAAUUUGACCGUCAGGCAGAGAUUACCAGACUUCUGCUGGAAGGAAUCAGCAGCACACAUGCACAUCAUCUUCGCUGUCUGAAUGAUUUUGUUGAAGCUCAGAUGACCUAUUAUGCACAAUGUUAUCAAUAUAUGUUGGAUCUCCAGAAACAACUUGGAAGCUUUCCAUCUACUUUCCUCUCUAACAAUAACCAGUCUUCCUCAACUCCUGUGCAGAGCAUUUCUACUCCGUCAGUCUUGGCCUCAGCCUCUGCUUCACUGCCUUCAGUAAGCAAUUCAAUAGUUACUUCAGGCAUCAGUGAACUGAAGUCAUCAAGUGGCAGCAGGAAGGCUAGAGUUCUCUAUGAUUACGAUGCUGCAAACAGCAGUGAAUUAUCACUACUUGCAGAUGAGGUGAUAACAGUGUACAGUAUCCCUGGCAUGGAUUCAGACUGGCUGAUGGGUGAAAGGGGAAAUCAGAAAGGCAAAGUGCCUAUUACUUAUUUAGAACUGUUAAACUAAAUGGUCGGCCUGAAUGAAGACUGUCAGUUAUGGUGACACCAUAUUUAUAUACAAUUAACGUUAUGUAAGCAGGUUUAAGUGUCUUCCAUGUUAUUGUCUUGAGGGACAAAUACCAGCCAUUACAAUCUGGCUUUUCUGCCAGCAUGGUUGCAUGGUAAAUACUCUAUUCAGACUUAAUGUGUUUAAAGCUUUUACUUCAUGUGCCAAGAACAGGUUUCCUACAGAUUUGUUUCUACUGAGAUUUUCACUAAUACAAGCUUUUACUUUUGAGUAAUCUAGAUUGAAAGCAGGAGGUACUGUUUUCUACUGAAAUUUUUCAUUAAUGGCAAAGCUUUUCUUCUCAUAAAAUAAAGUUAUUGUGAACUGA
Messenger RNA from Colius striatus (speckled mousebird), 1570 nucleotides. RefSeq names its product SH3 domain containing GRB2 like, endophilin B1 (gene SH3GLB1). Gene Ontology annotation, biological process: membrane organization. The record is from RefSeq and is a predicted model, not a curated record. The transcript has 9 exons. Gene Ontology annotation, molecular function: protein binding. Bases 103 to 1203 code for a protein of 366 amino acids. Gene Ontology annotation, cellular component: membrane; cytoplasm. NCBI's taxonomy places the organism in Eukaryota, Metazoa, Chordata, Aves, Coliiformes, Coliidae.